AUGGACACCAAAGAUUUUGAUGUGAUCCGCAUUGCAAGAAGCGAUGGAGCAGACACCGGGCCAGGAUAUUGGCCGGUGACAACACCAGCGCCAGCCGCCAACGCUGCGAAGAAGCCAGCCAAGGAAGCUGCUGCUGCAGACAAAACUCCGCGCACAAAACCACAGAUGACGAGGUUGGCCGAAGACGACCCAAGAUUUGUAGAGUGGCGGAUAAAGCUGGGGAUUCUGCUGAAACAGGAGCUAUCCCCCAAUCCAGAUGAGGGAAACCCGUGGUACGUGAACUUUCCACAACGGUAUUGGCUAUAUGAGAAAUCCAAGCAUCUUUGGGUUUCUGGAUACCCUACCAAGUCAAAGCUAUUCAAAAGCCCACAGGAGUUCGGUGUCCAUUUAAUAUGGCUGCUAUCGGCAUCCAAAGACUACGGCGAUUGCUGCUGUGUUCAUUGCAACAUACCCGCUCCUUCAAAGGCUUCGUAUGCUCCGGAAGAGCAAGCGAUCAGCCAAAGUCUAACUCAAGGCUCGAUCCCUGUCCCGGGUCAUUCUCCGAUUCCACCUCCUAUUCAAGCCCCAGCCGACCAGUCUUCAGUGAGGGCCGACAAACUUGAGAGGCCGGUCAAGCAGACGCCCGUUCCGUUACCCCCCAUCCCCGGUCAAUCAUCCUACAGACCGCCCAAUAUUACGCCUCAUCCUCAAGGAGGCCAGCAGCCUCUGCAGCCGGCACAGCAAAAAUCCAUCCAGCAGACUCCUGUACCAAUACCCACGCCUAUUCAACCGCGAGAGCCGAUACAGUCGGCUCAACCCACCCAGGUUUUGCAACCGACGUCAUCCCAGCCACCUCCCUUAGCUGUUACCAAUCCUUCAACUCCAGUGCCUGUUCCUGCAGCUGCAGCGCCUACACCGCUCCAGCUGCAGCCGGCCCAGCAGACACUUCAGCAGCAGACACUUCAGCAGCAGCUGGUUCCGCAGCAGACGAACCAACAACAGGCAGCUCAGCAACCAAAACCUCAGGCUAUACAAUGGUCACUUAAGGGCUCAUUGCUUUUCCGAGCUGGAGAGCUGGUAUGGUAUCAGACAGGCAAUACCUGGCGCCUUGGGAUUAUUGCUUCGCCCCCUAACAACACCCCUAAUGGGAUGGUGUUUGAUUUACUGCCUUUGGGCCACGCCACGGUUCCUCAGGUCAAUGUCUCAAAGAUUGAGGCCGAUUUGCGGCCUUUCUACUGCUAUAGUGUACCCUCUGUUGACAUUGCAGAGCUCAAAGACAAAAUAUUCGAUGAGAUUCCGUGGGAAAACUUGUUUCAAUCUGCUGGCAAUAACUCUGUUCGUCGAGACCUUCUCAAUCUAGACGCCUCCAAGAUGGCCGCGUCGAAAGUCGACUUUUCCCAUUCCCUCUGGACUCGCCGUGGCGACGAUCCUACCGGCAAGGCCGUGUCAUAUUUCGGAUGUUUCUUCGGUGCCGAGCGUCUCGAAAUCGGCGACACCGUGCGGGUGAAAAUGGCAGGGGCAGAGGCCAACUCCAGCCUGACCACGGUGAUGGGUUUGCUGCAUAUAUUUACUAGUGCAGACUAUCCUGGCUCAAUCUUCUUUCGUGGACCAAUCUACCAGCUGGCAAAGGGGCCCGGCGUGGCUGGCACCGUCAUUGACGAUGAAAAGGAUAAGCUCCCACUCGCCAUGCAAGACGAGAUCCGGUGGCGUACCCAGGUCACGCAGAGCCGGCAGUGGUGCUGGGUGCUCGUCAAGGACAACGUGGUGUUUAAGGAACAGUCUAUUCGAGGUCGCUUUUACCCGACGCAUCGGCUAAUGCCGAUUUACAAUCCGAAUGAGUUUGGGGCCCUGGUCGCGGGGCAGCAGCCGUUGAGAGAUCAGCAUAUAUACUUGAACAACCGUAUGGACGGUGCUGGAGGGAGGCAUAUUGGACGCAAGGCGAAUCGGAUGGACACGUUGGGACCGUGCGUUCCACCGACAGCGAGAGUGGUGCUUGAACCACAUAUCUUGGAGGAGUAG
Messenger RNA from Trichoderma gamsii, 1998 nucleotides. RefSeq lists its product as hypothetical. The transcript has 2 exons. Gene Ontology annotation, cellular component: rDNA heterochromatin; SHREC complex. The record is from RefSeq and is a predicted model, not a curated record. Gene Ontology annotation, biological process: silent mating-type cassette heterochromatin formation. NCBI's taxonomy places the organism in Eukaryota, Fungi, Ascomycota, Sordariomycetes, Hypocreales, Hypocreaceae. Bases 1 to 1998 code for a protein of 665 amino acids.